AUGCUGAAGAGGCCAAAUACACCAACAAUGAAAUCCAUAAGAAACUUCCCGUUCUCGAAACUCCUGUUUAAGCUGACGAAGCUGACGAUAAUCUUUCAAGUACUGUACAUAUACUUCACUCCUAAGGUAGAAGACCUGAACAAAGAGAACUUGACGAAACUGCUACCUACCCAUGACAACUUUGGUGUGUUGAAUCUGGUGAUUGCACACCCAGAUGAUGAAAUUAUGUUCUUUUCCCCAACUAUACUGCAACUAAUCGAUCAUGUCCAGGAACUCAACGUUGUCUGUCUGUCAAAUGGUGAUGCCGAUGGACUCGGCGAACUAAGAGCGAAAGAACUGAAAGACGCUAUCGGGUAUUUGACUGUAAACAGGAACCUCAGAAAUGUGUCCCUUAACAUCCUCGAUUACACCGAUGGCCAAAACGAAGUUUGGUCUGGUGUCGCCACAGAUUUGAAGAAAUAUAUCUUGACCUCCGAACCUGGUGUCAAACAGAAAGAUAUCAUCUUGACCUUUGAUAGGGAAGGUAUCUCUGGUCACAGGAAUCACAUUGCCUGUAACGAAGGCGUUAUCUCCUACCUCAAGACCAUCAAAUCAAACAGCUUUGUUUUCUUGGAAUUGAAAUCAUUGUCCACAUGGCAAAUCAUAAGCAAAUACUCCGGUGUUGUCCCAAAAUUGUUAGAAAUCAUCUAUAACAAGAUCAGAGCCAGCAAUAAAACCUUCGUGUCAUACUUACCUAAUAGAGAUUCUAUUGCCACAGACAGUAACGUGUGCUUUAUAAGCACUUUUGACCAAUAUGCUCUCUCCUUUGCCGCAAUGUGCUACGCCCACAAAUCCCAGAUGGUCUGGUUUAGGUACUUAUGGUGGUCAUUCUCAAGAUACGUAUUUGUGAAUGACCUAUCACGUAUCACUGUUUAG
Molecule: messenger RNA, 915 nt
Organism: Nakaseomyces glabratus
Lineage: Eukaryota; Fungi; Ascomycota; Saccharomycetes; Saccharomycetales; Saccharomycetaceae
Gene: GPI12
Product: N-acetylglucosaminylphosphatidylinositol deacetylase
Biological process (GO): GPI anchor biosynthetic process
Cellular component (GO): endoplasmic reticulum
Molecular function (GO): N-acetylglucosaminylphosphatidylinositol deacetylase activity
Source: RefSeq, a predicted model, not a curated record